Molecule: messenger RNA, 1910 nt
Organism: Durio zibethinus
Lineage: Eukaryota; Viridiplantae; Streptophyta; Magnoliopsida; Malvales; Malvaceae
Product: ultraviolet-B receptor UVR8-like
Source: RefSeq, a predicted model, not a curated record
GAAACGAAACUCCCGAAACAAAUUAAAUAAAAACAAAUUCUCAAAAAACAAUAAAAAUUUUGAAUUUAUUUUGGUUUUCCUUUCUUUUCCUUUCUCUGUUGGAGAUGAAUGGAAAAGGAAAAGAAAGCGAGGAAGUGAAAAUGGAGGUAGUUAACAGAGAGCGCGUGGUUUUCAUGUGGGGAUAUUUACCUGGAGCGUUACCGCAACGGAUGCCGCUUUUGUCGCCCGUUACUGUGCGGAUUCCGGCUUCUGUUGGUUGUUCCUGGGCCGACGUAUGCGGUGGAGGUUGCGGAUUUGCCAUGGCCAUUUCUGAUUCAGGAAAGCUUAUCACUUGGGGUUCAACGGAUGAUUUAGGUCAAAGCUACGUCACAUCUGGGAAGCAUGGGGAAAAUCCAGAGCCAUUUCCACUUCCAACUGAAGCUUCUGUAGUAAAAGCAGCAGCAGGUUGGGCACACUGUGUUGCAGUUACAGAAAAUGGAGAAGUUUAUACCUGGGGGUGGAAAGAGUGUAUUCCCUCAGGGAAGGUAUUUGGUGAUCCAUCCAUGGGGACAAGCUUAGAGAAGGAUGUAUUUGAAAGACAGAACUCGUUUUUGACAGAGCAAGUGAGCCCUCGUUCUCAAGGCUUAAGAUCAAGUGGUGGAACAUUUUCUGCCUCUGAUAGUAAAGGAGGUGGAGAGGAAAGUACAAAAAGAAGAAGAAUAUCAUCAACAAAACAGUCUGCUGAAAGCUCAUUGUCUGGUGAUGAAACUCUCUCAGCAUUGCCAUGUCUAGUAACUUUAAACGCGGGAGUGAGGAUUGUGACUGUAGCUGCCGGUGGCCGCCAUACUCUGGCAUUAUCAGAUAUUGGGCAGGUAUGGGGUUGGGGCUAUGGAGGUGAAGGACAGCUUGGUUUAGGUUCUAGGGUACGUAUGGUAUCCUCACCCAAUCUUGUACCUUGCAUUGAGUCCUCUUCUUAUGGGAAAGAUAGAACUGCUGCACUUUCUCAAGGUAUCUUGAGUUCAGAAGGGCAGGGUUUUAGAGUUCCUGGAAGUUAUGUGAAGCAAAUUGCCUGUGGAGGGCGACACAGUGCGGUAAUAACAGAUGCUGGGGCACUACUUACUUUCGGUUGGGGACUCUAUGGACAGUGUGGGCAAGGAAGUACAGAUGAUGAAUUAAGCCCGACUUGUGUUUCUUCCUUAUUGGGCAUCAGGAUAGAGUCAGUUGCAGCAGGACUAUGGCACACGGUUUGCAUAUCGGCUGAUGGUGAUGUGUAUGCAUUUGGUGGGAAUCAGUUUGGGCAGUUGGGAACUGGUGGUGAUCAAGCUGAGGUUUUAUUUCAUUUUUUUCCCUAUUUCGAGGUUUUGGAAUUAACCUCUGUAAUUGAAUUUCAAAAUCAGACUCUUCCCAGGAUCUUAGAUGCUCCAAGUUUGGAAAAUACACAUGUGAAAGUUGUCUCAUGUGGAGCUCGUCACAGUGCUGUAAUCACAGAGGAUGGGAAAGUAUUCUGCUGGGGAUGGAACAAGUAUGGCCAGCUUGGCUUGGGUGACGUGAUUGAUCGCAAUAUUCCUUCUGAAGUUACUAUCGAGGGUUGUGGUGCUAAAAACAUUGCAUGCGGCUGGUGGCAUACCUUGCUUCUGGCCGAGUCAGCCACUUGAGUGCAUUGACCCAGGCCUCGGAACAGUUUUGUUAGGUUAGCAGUUCCUUUUGAGUUGAUGUACCCAUAUAAGUUAUAUGUAUAUGUACAUACUGUAGCUCAUAUACAUAUAUGCAUGUUCUGAUUUUUUCAUGGCUGAGGUUCACCAUGAUAAGGUUGACUUUUACGAUCAAGAUGUACACCGUUAGUAGGUUCAUUGUGUAUAUUCGUAGAUCAUAUAGUAAUUCGAACUAUAAUAUGCAAUCAGAUGCCUUGAAAAGCUUAGAUUUGGGUGUAA